This is a messenger RNA of Exophiala bonariae, 1656 nucleotides long. RefSeq lists its product as uncharacterized. The coding region runs from base 1 to 1656 and encodes 551 amino acids. NCBI's taxonomy places the organism in Eukaryota, Fungi, Ascomycota, Eurotiomycetes, Chaetothyriales, Herpotrichiellaceae. The record is from RefSeq and is a predicted model, not a curated record. The transcript is spliced from 3 exons.
AUGGACGACCACAUCACCGCAAGGCAAGAGGAGAACCAUCCCACAAAGCUGGCAUUCACUUCCAUCGCCGCGCCUGCUCCCGAUACCAGCGGCGAGUCAGCAUCAGCUCCCUCCGAUCUGCAAUAUUAUGGCCACGACACGAACGGACCUCCUGCCACCAAAAAAGAGGUUUUCUCAUAUUACGCUUACUACGCUGGCAACAAUGGAAUAGGAUCCUCGAAUCUCCUGUUCCAGAACUUGAUCUACCAGGCAGGCUUCAAUCCGAAUGUUCUGCCGCUGGGUAGCUCCAGCUGUGAUUUCGAUCCCGAUGCACCAUGCCAUGUCUUCUGGAAUGGGGGCACGAAACCCUACAGCUCGGUCGUCUUGAUCGCCUCGGGUCUGACUUUCCUGUCCCAGGCCUUGGUCUUCAUUGGAGUGGGAAGCUUGGCCGACUAUGGCAAUUGGAAUCCGUGGGUCGUUCGAACUUUCUCCGUGAUAUGCUGGGCAUUCGAAUUUGGGUUUCUCGGUGUUAGAAGGGCAGACCAAUGGAGAACGUCGAUGGCUCUCUACAUCUUGAGUGCCAUCACUUUCUGGGCCUCAUAUGUCUUCUUCAACGCCAUCUUUCCCAAGCUCUCUCAUGAUCUGCCCGAAGUCCGUACUGCCCAUGACGAAUUAUUGGAGGGCAAGAUCAGCGAAGAGGUGUAUGAACAUCGGUGUUCCAUGGCCCGCUCAAAGAUCAUGAACAUGAGUUAUGGCUGGAACAACGUCGGAUUCACAGCUUGUGGUGCGCUCUCACUAGCCGCACUGGCAGGAAUUGGGGCAAAUGACUCUACUGCUCAAAAUAACUGGGGCUAUUCGGUAUCCGUGGCUGUGUGCACCGGAUUCUGGAUGGUCCUCGCCAUCCCUUGGUUUCUGUGGGAAAAGAAACGUCCUGGCCCACCGUUACCAGCCGGCGACAACUAUCUGACCUUCGGCUUCAAGCAGACCUGGUUCGCAGCGAAACAGGUCUGGACUUUGAAACAGACUUUCUUCUACCUGAUUGCAUUCUUCCUGCUGGCAGACGGUAUCGGCACUAUUAUUACUCUUGUUGCGAUUGCACAGACUAAAGUGGUUGCCUUCUCUGCAACCCAAAACACUUAUCUGAUCAUGGUCCAGGGUGGAUCUUGUGUUGUUGGUGUUUUCGGCGCCUAUUACAUCCAACGACUCUUCAACUUACGAACCAAAACCAUGCUCCAGGCCUGUAAUAUUGGAUGCGUUCUCGUCGGUCUGUGGGGCAUGCUUGGAAUUUGGACGACCAAGAUCGGCUAUCACAAUCUGUGGGAAUUUUGGUUUUUCAACGCGCAGUACGGCUUCACCAUGGGCGCCCAAUUUUCAUAUGGACAGGCUUUCAUGGCGGAACUAGUGCCUCGUGGGAGAGAGUAUAUGUUCUUCAGCUUGCUAGGAAUUGUUUCCAAGGGCUCUGCUUGGAUCGGGCCCAUUGUUUCCAGCGCCAUCGUCGACGUGAACGGCAAUGCAUGGACCCCAUUCCCAUUCGUGGUUGCACUGGUUCUUGUCCCUACCAUUGGUAUCUUCUUCAUCAGCGAGUCCAAGAGUCGGGUCGAGUGCGCCGAGUACCUUGCACGGGAAGCUACCGGACUGCGGAAGUUGGACAUAAAUGCCGAGGGCAUAAAGAAAUGA